AGCAGUGAACCAUACCCAGUGGUGGAGGAGCCUCAUAAUUUUUAAGCGGGAACUGUAGAGAUGAAGUUUCCAAAAUUGGGCAUAUGCUUCUUCAUUUUGUUUUCCGCCGUGUCGGAAGCCGCCAGAAUCCAACUGCCCGGCAUUCCCUCGUCGGAAAGUCGCUUCGGCCUUUUCAUUUUCGGUGAUUCCUAUGUCGACGCCGGCAACAACAACUACAUCAACACCACCAGUGACUUUCAGGCCAACUUCCCGCCGUACGGUGAAAGCUUCUUCCAGAUCCCGACCGGCAGGUUUACCGACGGCCGUAACAUUCCCGAUUUCUUAGGUGAGUAUGCAAACUUGCCUUUGCUUCCACCAUAUUUGGAUCCUCACAAUAAUCUCUAUGAGCAUGGAGUCAAUUUUGCAUCUGGUGGAGGUGGAGCUUUAGCUCUGAGUCAUCAAGACCAGGCCAUUGGGCUUCAAACUCAGCUGAAAUUUUUCAAAAAUGUGGAGAAAUCGUUAAGAAAGAAGUUGGGAUAUGCAAGAUCUAAAACUUUCCUCUCUAACUCUGUUUUUCUUUUCAAUUUUGGAGGAAAUGAUUACCUAAAUCCUUUCGACAUUAGCUAUGACAUCUUCAAAACCAUUGAAGCUCAAGAACAUUACGUGAAUAUGGUGAUCGGAAAUAUAACGAUAGCAGUCAAGGAAGUAUACAAAUAUGGAGGAAGGAAAUUUGGGUUUUUGGCAGUGCCUCCUUUAGGGUAUAUGCCAAGUUCAAGAUUGAAAAAAAGUGCUCAAUUUUUCGAAGAGGCUUCUUCAAUAGCAAGGAUUCACAACAAGCUGCUCCCCAUUGCCCUUCAGAAACUUUCCAAACAACUCAAAGGAUUCAAAUACACUUUUGCGGAUGUUCACACUUUGCUUCUACAAAGAAUACUAAACCCUACAAAAUACGGUUUCAAGAUAGUGGACACAGCUUGCUGUGGGAGUGACGAAUUCAGAGGUGUUUAUAAUUGUGGAAGAAAGUUUGGAGAUCUCCCCUAUACACAUUGCGAGAAUCUUGAAGAUCAUAUGUUCUUUGAUUCCUUUCAUCCUACUCAAAAAGUUUUCAAGCAACUUGCAGAAGAGUUUUGGAGUGGAGAUGCUGAAAUUGUUAAGCCUUUGAACUUCAAACAACUCUUUCAAUAUGACUCAAAUUUGGCUUCUUAUUGAGAUUCUUAGGAGGAUAUGCCCUUUUUUCCCCCAAUCAUCUAGGGCGUUUGACUUCAUUGUUAUACUUAUGGAUUUUGAGAUCGAGAAAUCUUGGAAUCUAUAUGUUUAGGCAUCUCGAAAUGUUUCUUUCUAAUCUCAAGUGGCAACAUUUUAAUAUCGUUGGCUAUCGAAACUCGUGUUUGAAUAAAUGCUAGCUAGUUUGUUGAAUCAA
Messenger RNA from Benincasa hispida (wax gourd), 1396 nucleotides. RefSeq names its product GDSL lipase-like. The record is from RefSeq and is a predicted model, not a curated record. Lineage: Eukaryota; Viridiplantae; Streptophyta; Magnoliopsida; Cucurbitales; Cucurbitaceae. Gene Ontology annotation, molecular function: lipase activity.